AUGAUUCCCCCGGCAGAUUCCCUGCUCAAGUACGACAACCCGGCACUCAUCAGUAAGAACACCGAGAGGAAGUCCCCCAAAUCUCGUGCGUUGAAAGCCAUUCCUCAGCAAACUGGCACAUCUGCUGUACCUGUACCUCCACCUCCCAAGCCAAAAACACCACCACUUGAUGUAACGAAGCCAGCAGAAGAAAUUUUAAAUGCAAUCCUACCACCACGGGAAUGGAUGGAGAACAACCAACUGUGGAUUCAGCAGGUGUCCAGCACCCCCAGCACCCGGAUGGAUGUCGUCCACUUACAGGAAGAGCUGGAUAUUAAAUUACAACAGAGGCAGGCUAGGGAGACAGGAAUCUGCCCUGUGCGCAGAGAGCUCUAUUCACAAUGCUUUGAUGAGCUUAUUAGACAAGUGACAAUUAACUGUGCAGAGCGUGGCGUCCUGCUGCUGAGGGUGCGCGAUGAAAUUCACAUGACCAUCUCAGCAUACCAGACUCUAUAUGAAAGCAGCGUGGCUUUUGGCAUGAGGAAGGCUUUACAGGCUGAACAAGGCAAAUCAGACAUGGAGAAAAGAAUUGCAGAGUUGGAGCAAGAGAAGAAGGACAUGGAGAGACAGGUCAAUGAACAGAAGGCCAAGUGUGAGGCUAUAGAGAAACGAGAGGCGGAGAGACGGCAGGUAGAGGAGAAGAAGCACGCAGAGGAAAUACAGUUUCUCAAAAGGACUAACCAGCAGUUGAAGGCUCAGCUAGAAGGAAUUAUUGCGCCCAAGAAAUAA
Molecule: messenger RNA, 768 nt
Organism: Staurois parvus
Lineage: Eukaryota; Metazoa; Chordata; Amphibia; Anura; Ranidae
Source: the annotation of a GenBank genome assembly